Messenger RNA from Selaginella moellendorffii, 951 nucleotides. RefSeq names its product formin-like protein 14. The record is from RefSeq and is a predicted model, not a curated record. Lineage: Eukaryota; Viridiplantae; Streptophyta; Lycopodiopsida; Selaginellales; Selaginellaceae. The coding region runs from base 1 to 951 and encodes 316 amino acids. The transcript has 2 exons.
AUGGCGCACAAACUCUCCACGCCACCACCCCCGCCGCCUCACCGGGAGCACGUGAGGAGGACGCCGCCGCCCAAACCAUCGCCAAAGAGGGUGCCGACAACUUCAUCUCCGCCACCAAAGAGCUCUCCCGAGUAUCAUGGAGCACCACCGAGGUCUCCUGAGCAUCAUGGAGCUGGACAUCCACCACCGAGCUCUCCGCCCACCAAGGAACAUCCAGCAGCAGAGCCAAAGAGGCACCAUGGUGAUGGAGCUGCUACAGGGCCGCCACCUUCUUCUUCGCCGCCCAACAAGGCCGGCACUGUAACCUGGCGACCAAGGAGGGCCGGGCCGCCAUCGCCACCACCUUCGAGCAUAACGUGGCAACCAAGGCCCCUUGGCUUGGGCACCGCUCCCCCUACUGCGCCGUCAGCACCAUCUUCAGCAGCAGCUGCAUUCGUGGCAUCACCUGGUGUGCUCGGGAGGCAUCGUUAUGCUCCUGCUCGCACUGGUAGCCAUCGUCACUGGAGUCUGGAUACACUUGAAGCGGAGAAGGAACAAGGUGCACGGCGACAUCAUCCUGGUGGCCAUCAGCCUGGCGGUGGCAACAGCGGCAGCAGCAGCAGCCAGGAGCACCUCAUUACCAAAGUGGAGCCUCGACCAUCAUCGCAGUUGAAUGCCGGCAGGAAGAAGGCGGCUACUGGAGGCCCGCUGGUGCUCGCCACAAGUCUGCAUCCGGAAACGAUCCACUCUUUCGUGCUGCUGAUCCAGUGCAUGGCCAGCAGGGAAGCCGGGGAAACGUCAUGGAGGAUCCUCUCGUCGUCUUUCCUGCGUAUGAAGUUGACGAGCAGCCAAGGCUGUCCUCAGCCACUCCGGAGGAUGAUCCACUCUUCUCGACUGGUGGCUACUCUCAUCACCCAGCAGGCGAGAGAAUGGCUGACAACGAGACAAGGUAGCAAUGAAGGUAAGGUUUAA